GCUCAACCUCUGAAAAAAUAUAUACACAAGUAUAGGUCUAUAAGAGAUGUAUAAACCGGUAAAAACACUGAAACAUGUUUUAUUUGCAAAAUCACAGAUACGAAUGUUUAUUCGUCCAUCAUAUAGACGAGAUCAAGAUAUUGUCAAGGAACUUUAUUUGCGUGAAUUGAAAAAUUGCAAGCCAUUUACGACCAAACCAGAUGAUUCAGAAGGUCAGGUAAAGGCCUGGAUGCUCCCUAAAGCACCGGAAAUUCCUGAAAUAGAUUUGGAUAUUGAGGCAGAAUUGAAAGCGUAUGAAAAAGAAACAGAAAUGGAGUCACCAGCUUUAUUAGAGACUAAAGAUCCUUUGGAUGAGUUAUUUGAAAAAGAAGAAGAAAAUAAGGGCCAUUAAUUAUAUAUUUUUUAGUAUAUAUAUAUAAAAAAGGUCAGAUGUUAAU
Messenger RNA from Pneumocystis carinii B80, 437 nucleotides. RefSeq lists its product as hypothetical. The transcript is spliced from 5 exons. Gene Ontology annotation, biological process: proton motive force-driven ATP synthesis. Bases 47 to 391 code for a protein of 114 amino acids. NCBI's taxonomy places the organism in Eukaryota, Fungi, Ascomycota, Pneumocystomycetes, Pneumocystales, Pneumocystaceae. The record is from RefSeq and is a predicted model, not a curated record.